UAUCAUUUUUUUUCAAGAAACGUUUUUCAAGAAACUUAGAGCAUGGAAGAGGUACUACGACCAGUCUGCCCAUUAGGGUAUCACUUUAGUCCGACGGAAGAUGAACUGGUGAAAUAUUUUCUUCAUAGAAGAUUGAGGGGAGAGCCACUGCCAUGGAGUCCCAUUAUGGAACGCAGUCUUUACGGAAACGAGCCUCCAUGGGAGAUCUUUGAUCAAAGCAACGAUCAAAAAGUAUGGUAUUGUUUUACGAAAUUGAAUUACACAGGCAAUAGCAAGAAAAGGGUUGGUAGAACUGGCGGGGGUGGAACUUGGCACGGCGAGAAGUCUGGAGUUGAAAUUAUUGACGGUGAAACCAACAGUACAAUCGGUUUGAAGAAGACUUUUACGUUCAGGAUUAAAGGAGUUACUGAUAAACAAGUUAGUUGGAUAAUGCACGAGUUUUCUUUGAUUGGAGAAGAAAGAUGUGAUGUUGUGCUUUGUAAGUUGAAGAAGAAGACUACACGUGGCAGUCAAAUUCCAUAUUUUGAUCAACCUCCUAUAUCAAAUGGAAAAGAAGAUUGGAAGCUUAUGGUGAAUGACUAUCUGAUCCAAGAAGGAGAAGCCUAGAAAAUUUUCGUCCAAUUUUGUCGUUUCUUUCGUAGGGUAAGCUAGAUUUCUUUAGUUCAAGGUUUAAUUUGUUUGAUUUUUGUAUGUGGCUCCACUUCUGAGAUAAUAUUGUAAUAGCGUUAUAUUACGAUUUUUAUUAACAAAUAAGCUCUUUUUUGUCCAAUAAAUAUAGUACUGUUGUAGUAAAAUUUUAACCGGAUUAAAAUCUUCCUUCG
This is a messenger RNA of Mangifera indica (mango), 821 nucleotides long. Its product is annotated as NAC domain-containing protein 41-like. The record is from RefSeq and is a predicted model, not a curated record. The transcript has a single exon. Gene Ontology annotation, biological process: system development; regulation of DNA-templated transcription. Lineage: Eukaryota; Viridiplantae; Streptophyta; Magnoliopsida; Sapindales; Anacardiaceae. Gene Ontology annotation, molecular function: DNA binding. Bases 43 to 606 code for a protein of 187 amino acids.